UAUUUAUUCUAAAAUUAGAUUGCUGUUAUGAAUAAUUACAGAGGUAGAGGUGCAAGGUAUCAUGGCUUGAAAAGUCAUCAACGUAAUUCACCAGCAAACGGCAGACCAAAUGAAAUUCUAGAAGAUUCCUUUGAUAGUGCCAGGGAUAAUAGGCAGGAUUACGAGAAUUUGCAGUCAGAUUUUCACCAAUCACAGACUGAUGCCUCGAGAAAUGCAUUUCAUCAUCGUAACAGAAUUCAGCAACAAAAAAGGCAGCAAGGCAAAUUUCGUAGAAGACCCCCAAAUAGAUGCAAGAAUUCAAAUGUUAAUCAACCUAGAAUAUUUAAUAAAGGCCAAGAGACUUCAAACAAGACAGAAAAUGCUGAGUUCCCUAAUUUCCCUCAGUUAAAUGAAAUUAAAUCAGAUGACGAUUAUCAGCUAAAUAGAUCACAUUCUCCAUUUGAAGUCAGAAAUUCCAGAAGCACAUCUCCUAAAAGUGUAAAAUCAUGUUCUAAUGACAGUAACUCUGAUGCUUGUAGUAGUAUAUCUGAUUCUUAUGCUUCUGUGAAAACAUUAAAAUUUGGUAAUGUGCAUUUUAAUGUAAAUAAUGAAAGCUCAGAUUUAAACAAUUUAAAAUCUAAUCAACAAUCCUUUUUAUUUGAAUCACAUAAAAAGUAUGAAAGCCCUAAUGACAGACAAGAAGGUGUUAAAAAUUAUAAUAAAAAUAACAAAUUUAACUGUAACGAUACUUUUAGCAUAUUUGAUUCUAAUAAGAUAGAAUUAGUGAAUACCUCAGAUUUUGAAAAAGAGAUUUUAAGAAAUAGCUCUGAUCAGUUAUUUAAGGGGACUAAUGAAUCCCUUUUUUCCUUUUCGUGUGGGCAAUCAGUAAAGGAUAAUCUUGAAAGUGUGAAAGAUAAUUCAUCAAAAUCUGUAAGAAAUGAUUUAACUGAAUUUUCCAAGAACACGAAAGAAUUGCCUUUUUCUCUUAUCUUGUCACGAAGAUGUGAACAUGAUUGUGAUUCUGUAAAUCAAAUUAGUGGCUUAGAUCCUAGAAAUAAAAGUACUUCAUUUCAAAAGGAACGUAAUCUAGAAAAUAGGUUUUCAAAGCAUAAUUUUAAAUCUCAGUUUUCUCGGGAAGUAACAAGCUAUAAUGAUGAGGCUCAGAAAAGAAUAACAGGCAACUUGCAUGCACUUGAAGGCCCAUAUGACUCAGAUUUUCAGUUUCAGAAUAGUAAAGGUGUAAAUUAUGAUGGUAGCAAUAUAAGUGCAGAUUUAGAAAAGAUCAAUAAAUUAUUAAACCAGUGGAAACCAUCAGAUUUUAUUCUAGAAUACCGUCAAAAAAUUGAUAAGCAUGCUGACAAAUGCGUGCAACAGAAUCUGAGAGAAAAAGAAAAGAUUUGUACUUUGUUUUCUCAGAAAGAAUAUCCUGAAGUGUUAAAAAACCUUCUAAAUAAUCUGACAAUGCAGCAGAAAGAGUUUGACAGUAUUAUUUCCGAUGCAAAAGUGCAGUUAUCACAUUUGCAUAGUAACAAUGUUGUAGAUGUCAUAAAAGAAGCUCAUUUAAUUGAAGAAAAUGUUUUGAAAGAGUGUAAACUUUUUGUAAAAUUUUUCCCUGCAUAUGCUAUAAAAUCUGAUUUUUUAAAAUCUAUAACUGAUAAGCAAGUAACGAUUAUAGUAGGAGAUAAUUCUUACUGUUUUAAUAUCUCAUUGCCAUUUUUUGUGAAAGGAAAAUUUGAUCAUUAUGUAAUUUCUUGUGAACCAUCAGAGCUUUUGAGUAUGAGGUUGCUUCAAAGUUUAAAUAGUAUAUUUCAAGAUGAGAUAGCUUCUGAUUUAUUGCCAAUUAAUGAAAGCUGUGUGGGAGAUCAUAUUUUUGUUGUUACUGAGGAAAACCUCUUAAAUUUUAUUUCACAUAACCGUGACGAUUUCAAUCUGUUCGUCAUUUUAAACAUCUCUUUAAAACGAUCUGUGCUUACUGAUGUAUUGCUAGCCAAUUUGAAAGAUUUAUUGUCGAAACAAAAGAAAUCAAAACUUGUACUGCUUCUUUCACUCUAUGAUAAUCCUACAAAAUUUGAAAGUUACUUUUCUUCAGAAACAGUUUCUGUUCUUAAAGUGCAAAAUCUUAUCUUCCCAGUUCAAACUGUGUGGAAGCAAAAUUUAUUGUCUCCGGUAGAUGAUUAUAUCAGUGAAGUGGCUGAAACAGCACUAGCUAUUUGUACUUUGCAUGAUAGUGGUGAUGUGCUGGCUUUCUUACCUACGAUUUCAGAUGCAGAUUUGGCUUCUUCAUCCUUAAAAAAAUUGUUAAUUAAGUUUAAUUACUGUGACAUUGAAUUGAUUUUAGAACAUGAAAUAAAUUUAUAUGACUAUUGUUUCCAAAAACCAAAUGAAAAAGUAUCACCAAAGAGAAAAAUUUUCUUCGUAACCAGUUCAGCAGAAAUGUUUGUUAUGCCAUCUAUCCGUUUUAUCAUUGAUUCUGGUUUGAAAAAGGAAUAUGUCUAUGAUCAAUGUAAAUGUAUUGAUGUGUUUUCACUAACAUUUAAUUCUCAUAGUAAAGCUAAACUGCGAAAAAGUUUAGCUGGUAUUUCCAACUUUGGCAUUUGUUAUCGCAUAUACAGUAAAGAAAAUUAUCGUAAAGAAAUGUUACAUAAAGAAAACCCAGAGAUUUUGACUUUAAAUCCAUUUAAUACUUUUAUAAAAAUAUUUCAAUAUAAUCCAGAUAAAGCUGAAGAUAUUCAGUUUGUUGAGCCAUUGCCUGAUGAUAUGAGACGAGAUACAAUGGAUCGUUUAAGAAAAUUCAAUGCAAUUAAAAAUAAAAACUUAACUGCUCUGGGUAAAGAUAUGGUGAAACUUCCUUAUGCUGCUAGAUAUUCCAAAUUACUUUUAAUGGGCAUUCAGUGGGGUUUGGCUUUCGAGGCAGUUGUCCUUUUUUCUUUUUUUUCUUCUGAAAUGCCAAUAUUUCAGCUUCCCCAAGAUGAAGAACAGAAAAAGGCAAUAGAUGCCCAGAAAUUCCAGCUAAUUCAAAGCAAUAGUGAUACACUUACGUAUCUCUAUAUUUAUGAGAAAUGGGUUGAAAAUGGCCGUAGUUCAGAAUGGUGUAAUGACUGUUACAUUUUGCCGAAGACUCUAGAGAGUGUUAGUGCAAAAAUAGAUGAAGUAUGUAAAACUAUUGCAGAUUGCUUAAAAAAAUACAUUGAACCAAAAUUUGCAGAUGAGAAAAAUUAUUCUGAUCUAACUGAAAUGUUAGUUGAGUGUUUUCAGGAUAAUUUAUGUGUUUUUACAGGACGUUAUGAAAGUGGGUUUAGAGUUCUGAUGUCAAAUAGUAUUGCACAUUUAGAUACAACUUCAGUAAUUUGCCAAAAAGCUAAUGUACCACAAUAUAUUAUUUUUGAUAAGAUUGUAUCUAAAGAUAGGGAUUAUAUGAUUCAUGUAACAGCAGUUCCAGGUGAAUUAAUCGACCAGCUUCUUACAAAGGAAUUAUUGGACUACAACUAUUCAGAUAUGUUUGAAAAUAAUUUAAUUCAGAGGACCAUUCCAGUUGGAGAAAAAUUAAUGAACCAAAUUCUGCUUGAGAAAAGAGGUCAAAAUUUAAAAAAAAUUGAAGAAGAUAUUAAAAAAGAGACGGGUAGUGACUUUAUUUUCAUCGAACCAUGCGUUGAAAAGGGUUGUAUUUACGUGUAUGCUGUGACAGAUGCCAUUGAUUAUGUGAUGUGUACAGUGGAAGAUACACUAAAAAAUAAAAAGGAAGCUAUUUUGAAUGAACAAGAUAAGAAUGUUUUAGAGUUAAAGAAAGGUAAUAAUAAAGUGUAUGUUAAAGUAAAUUGGAUAAGAGGUGCUUUAAUUAAACAGCUUGAGAUUGAAUCAGAAGUUAAACAGCUUUUAGUGAAUAAAAGUGAUUGUAUCUUAGAUGAAUUCAGUAACAAGCCAUGUUCUGCUUUUGAUGAUUUUAUCCAUCUAACAUUCAUACGGCGGCCUUGUGAUAGAGCAUUUAUAACUUUAAGGAAUGAUGCAGACUUUUUUAAAGCUCGUAAACUGACGAUGAGGCGCAUUCAUUCUCAUGUAUUAAAGACUGAUAUUUAUAUGGAAGUGGGUGAUAGGAAGAAUCAGCUUCUUGUUUCCGAUCUUCCACCCGAAACUACCAAAGAAAGUUUUAAACAGGCUUUUCAAAUUCUCUUACAUGAUGUUCUAAUAGACAACUUUCAAUUAGAGUACAAAUUUCCUUUUGGAACUCCAAAUCAGGAUGCAAGGUUUAUAAAAGAUGCAAUUACUAAGAAAUGUAAAGAGUUAAAAAUAGCUGAUUUUGAUAUUUUAAUCUCUGAACCAGCAGCAAUGGAUACAUUUAUGGAAGCUUCCAUUGUUAUUCAGAGUAAUCAAGAUUUGAAUUUUCUUGCUGUAGAAUUUUCUAAUACAGAUUUUGGCCAGCGAAAACUUAUAGCUGCCCCUGAGUAUGGUUCAAUUAUAAAAUGUGAUAAACGUGUAUGGAAUGCAUUAAAAAAACGUUUUAAUAUAGAAUUAGAAAAACUUACAAACCAACUGCAUUUAGAUAAAAGCCUUUUCAGAUUAGAGUAUGGUUUUGAAAUAGAAGAGACAUAUUCUUUUAAAUUAUUGUCUAAAAGUGUGACUGAUAUUUUAAAUGGUUGCGCACAAAACUGUUUUAAUAUCUUUUUGAAGACAUAUAUAAAUAGCAGUAAAUAA
This is a messenger RNA of Stegodyphus dumicola, 4668 nucleotides long. RefSeq lists its product as uncharacterized. Lineage: Eukaryota; Metazoa; Arthropoda; Arachnida; Araneae; Eresidae. The record is from RefSeq and is a predicted model, not a curated record. Gene Ontology annotation, cellular component: intracellular anatomical structure. Gene Ontology annotation, molecular function: RNA binding; zinc ion binding; helicase activity.